Molecule: messenger RNA, 1787 nt
Organism: Triticum dicoccoides
Lineage: Eukaryota; Viridiplantae; Streptophyta; Magnoliopsida; Poales; Poaceae
Product: low molecular mass early light-inducible protein HV90, chloroplastic-like
Exons: 1
Coding region: 129-647 (172 amino acids)
Source: RefSeq, a predicted model, not a curated record
UCUCUCGGAACAAUACAUCAAGCAAACACUCAGCGACACAACAACAAUCAGAAACUGUACUAGCAAUCAUCUAGCCGAUUCCUUGCCUGUUGCAGCAUCUGUAGCUUCCUUCAGUCCGCGGCUGAUUAAUGGCGACCAUGAUGGCCAUGAGCUCAUUCGCCGGUGCCGCCGUCCUGCCGCGCGGCUCGGCAGGCCGCCUCGGCGCCAGGUCUCUACCAGCGCUGGGCCGGCGCGCCCUCGUCGUCAGGGCCCAGACCGAGGGCCCCAGCGCACCACCGUCAAACAAACCCAAGGCGAGCACCUCGAUCUGGGACGCGCUCGCAUUCAGCGGCCCUGCGCCGGAGCGCAUCAACGGACGCCUUGCCAUGGUAGGCUUCGUGACGGCGCUUGCAGUGGAGGCAGGCCGCGGCGACGGGCUACUCUCGCAGCUCAGCAGCGGCACCGGGCAGGUGUGGUUCGCCUACUCUGUGGCGGUGCUGUCUGUGGCGUCGCUGGUGCCGCUGCUCCAGGGCGAGAGCGCCGAGGGCAGAGCCGGCACCAUCAUGAACGCAAACGCGGAGCUCUGGAACGGCCGCUUCGCCAUGCUCGGCCUCGUCGCUCUGGCGGCGACCGAGAUCAUCACUGGCGCACCCUUCAUCAACGUGUAAAACUAGCUUCGUUGUCGACCGGAUAAAAACUACAAAAUCAGAAAAACCUGGUCCCUCAAUUGUUGAAACCGGAUAUUUUUUCAUCCCUCAAACGACUUCAGCCGUUUUGGGCUGACGUGGCAUGGUUUUGACCACUGACCUCGCCACCACCUCACCUUUGUCUUCUCCCCCUCUUUCUCUAUGCACAGGGAAGCACCUCACCGCACGUCUGCUCCGCUGCCUCCGGCAGUCGUGGCCUCACCUUCGUAUUCGUCCACCUCUUCCUUGGCUGCUGCUGAUACAUCCAUACGCAACUUGAUCGAUCCUCCUGUGCGAAGCUAGCCAAGCAAAUUGAUUUGGUCCCGGCCAGAAACGCCCAAGUCUCACGCACAUACACACAAACCAGUCGGCUGGAAACACAAAAGCUGGCUAUGUUUGCUAAAGGUUCGUCUCGAGCCUUGCUGAUUUGUUGAUUCUUUAACGACUGUUGUUUACAGGGGAUCCCCUAGCUCGCUCCCGCUCUGGUUCCAAGCCUGAUCCCUGACGGUAUCCUCUCGCUCCUGCUCCCGUCCCGCCGUGCCGACGGCAGCGGCAACAGGUCCAGCGAGCCAUGCAGCCGUGCUGAGACUGCUGGUGCCGCGACGCAGGAGCCCGAGAUGGCAUGUGCAUGGCGCCCUUCGUGAUGUGCGACCCUGUUUCCCUGUGAAUGCGCUGGCGCUGCCGUCCGAGGACGUGGGCACUGGCACAUGGCCACCGUGCACUACUUUGACAACCACGGAGUGGAGCGCGCCGUCACAACGGUGUACGACCAGCAGCAGGCACUCGCAGCCACCGCUAGCUCCCGUGUGGAGACGCCCUGAGGCCAGGCCCAUGGUAACCAUGUGUGACUUCUCCGGCCUGGGUGAGAGAGAGAAGAUAGAAGAAGAAGACGAAGAUGAGUUGGACGAUGAUGUGGCAAGUUCAGUGGUCAAAACCAUGCCACAUCAGCACAAAACCAUCUGAAUCCGUUUGAGGGACGAAAAAUAUCCGGUUUUAAUAAUUGAAGGACUAGAUUUUUUUUGGUUUUGUAGUUGAGAGACCAUUUCUAUACCAUUGGUAAAAUUGAGGGGCGAAAAAUAUACUUUUCCCUAUACUAAUUAAAGACGGCCUAUUUUUUUCUCA